UUUAAAUUACCCUCAUUACUGCAGGGAUUUAUUGGGCAGCAUUAGUUUAAAAUUAUUACAUGUCCUCCACUGAUAUUUUGUAUUCAGCUUGAUUUUGAUCUGUAUUAUUGCUUAAAACAGUAGCUAGUCUAAGCCAGUGUUUCUCAAACUAGUUCCAUGGGACCCACAGCCAGUCCACGUUCUUGCUCCCUCUCAGCUCCCUGCCAGACAGUCCACAUUUUUUGCUCCCUCUGAGCGUCAGGUAGAGCAGAAAGUGGACUGUCUGGGUCCCCGAGGAACAAAUUUGGAAAUACUGCUAUAUGAUGAUGUCUAGGUAUGUCUAGCUAUGUGUGCCAAUGGGACAGAGCUCGAGAGGGACAAGCUACUAUACCAGGGGUGUCAAACUCCAAUACUGGGGGGCCGGAGCCCUGCACAGUUUUUGGUUUACCCUCAUUUAACACACCUGAUUCAACUCCUUGUACUAUUUACCACAUAGCUCUUGAGCUGAAUCAUUUGUGGUGGAACAGGGAAAGAACUAAGCUACACAGGGCUCUGGCUGUCCAUGACUGGAGUUCAACACCCCUGUAGUGUACCAACCUGAGGUUUAACUCCAAAUGUUAAGCCCUGCAGCUGGUCAUGUGCUAGGUCCUAACCCUAAAAACAUGUUCUGACUUUUACAGUUUAGCAUUUGGUGAGCUAAUCAGACAUUGAUUUAACACACAGUGACAGAACACACAGACACCAUUGUCAGCCACUAGAUAUGCACCAAUCAUGUGACUGAGUGAAAUUUUAUCUUCCUUGAGAAAUUCUGCCAAAGCUUGACUUCUGGUAAAAUAAGCAAAUGUGCUUGUUUCCAGGCUUGGCCGUGUAUGAUAGAUGCACUUGUGUUUUUAUUUAUUAUUUUUUGUAUAAUUAAAUUCUCUGCACAGAACUAGUUAUAACAAGUUAAGCUUCCACUUUGAAUUGCAGUAAUAUACGAUCGAUAUGAAGUUCUUUUGGAUGUUGCCUAAUGGAGUCAUGCGCCUGUCUGGCCUGUUACCUACUUAUUCAUUGGUGUAGUUCCUGUUUCACUGAGAGGUAUCAAUUACACAUAUUUGUUUUACUUCGUCAUCAGUGACAUUUGUUCUAUUUAGUUUUGCAGUGAACCCUUGUCUAAUUUUUCAGUUGUGCGGCAUGAAAUCCUUAGUUAUUGCGUUAUGGCAUUCUUAUACGGUAAAAUCACUCUGUUCUUUCCCUUCGUACCUCAAGGCUGGGCUGGUGCUGAGCUACUGGAGAUCAGGGUGAGGUCUUUAUGUCACCAGGACAGCCCUGUAAAUCUGUCCUCCGGUUGCUGUAUGAUUCAUUACCAAAAGUUGCAGGCCUUCUCUACAAUGACCUUCAACGAUGAGUUAAUAACUUUUUUUUUUUUUUAUCUGCAAGGACAUGGUGUAAAUUCUCCUCCAGUGUGACAUUUUGAAAUGGUUCCUCUGAUUGGUUUUCUUUUUGUGAUGCUUUUAGAAUAACCUCAUAAUUCAAGACUUAUAAAAAAGACUCUUUUUUUUAUCUUCUGAGUAAUCACUCCAACUUCUUCGUUCAUUUUGCGCUCUCAUGUGGCUCGUCUGACCAUCUCCAAAUAGACGUUCAUCUUGCCAGCAAAGAUCCGUAGUAUCUUGAUGCUGUCCCCCCUUGAAAUGGGAGGUUGUGUUCCUGUUCUGUCUGCUGAUCAAAUAUUGUACUUUCCUGGUUACUUGGCAACACUGUGGGGUCUGAUGAGUCACGUUCGCAUGGAGCUGACCAAUGAAGGUAGACUGACAGUGUGUUUCUGUGUCACUAUAAAACAUUGCUUCAGGACUUAUAAACCAGAUGUUGAGCCGUUUAUUUCAAAGCAAUAUUUUCCAUCUUUGUUGAAUAAAGACGGAAAAAUGGAGGCUGAGCAUAUCAUUAGUACGAAACUACAACUGAAGAUGAAAGCAGAGCACCUGAAAUCGGACCUUUUGAAGAGCUUUGACUCCCAGGUGAGCGAGUUCAUGGACUGCCUGAUUGAGGAGUCCUCCAUUCUGCAGCCUGCCUUAAUCACGACUCCAACGAUGUCUGACAAAGAGAGGAGCAAACUAAGACAUAUGAGACCCUCUCAGGAUCAGGGGAAAGUGUUUGUCAGCCGCCGAUCCCUGUUAGAUGAGCUGUUUGAGGUCAACCACAUCCGCACCAUCUACCACAUGUUCAUUGCCCUGCUCAUUCUCUUCAUCCUAAGCACCCUGGUAGUCGACUUCAUUGAUGAAGGCAGGUUGGUGCUGGACUUUGACUUGUUAGUGUACGCCUUUGGGCAGCUCCCUCUAGUCGUCUCCAUCUGGUUCUGCAUGUUCCUGUCAGUGCUGGUGGUACCUUACGGCCUUUUCCACAUUUGGGCCAGUCGGUACAAGUCGUCUCGGCACCGCGUCUUGCGCACGCUGCUGGCAGGGUCUCUCUUCCUGCUGUACCAGGGGGUGGUCCUGGGAUUUCUGCCCACAUUUCUGGUGCUGAGGAACAACCUGCCCCCUGCCUCUCGCUUCAUCAUCAUCCUCGAACAGGUCCGGCUGAUUAUGAAAGCACACUCCUUCAUCAGGGAGAACGUUCCGAGGGUGCUGGCCUUUGCUCAAGACAAGUCCAGUUCCCUUAUCAUGCCGCAAGUUACUCAGUAUCUGUACUUCCUGUUCGUUCCCACACUCAUUUACAGAGACAGUUACCCCAGGAACCCAUAUAUCAGAUGGGGAUACGUGAUAACUAAGUUCCUGCAGGUGCUGGGGUGCCUGUUCUACGCCUACUACGUCUUUGUCCGACUCUGCAUCCCCCAGUUCCAUAGCAUCAGCCUAAAGAUCUUCGACCUGCGGGUUAUGGUCCUCUGUGUCUUCAAUUCCAUCCUGCCAGGAGUGCUGGUUCUCUUCCUGGCCUUCUUUGCCUUCCUGCACUGCUGGCUCAACGCUUUUGCAGAGAUGCUGCGAUUCGCUGACCGGAUGUUUUACAAGGAUUGGUGGAACUCAACAUCUUUUGCCAAUUACUAUCGGACAUGGAAUGUUGUGGUUCAUGACUGGCUAUAUUGUUAUGUCUACCGGGACUUACUAUGGAUGUCAGGGAAGCGCUUCAAGGCGGCGGUCAUGUUGGUCGUCUUCACCGUGUCUGCAGUCGUGCAUGAAUACGUCCUUGCCAUCUGCUUCGGCUUCUUCUACCCUGUCCUCUUCACCCUCUUUAUGUGCUUUGGGAUGAUGUUCAACUUCAUCCUGCAUGACCGCAGGAAGGGCCCAGUCUGGAACGUGAUCAUGUGGACCGCCCUCUUCCUGGGCCAGGGCGUCCUGCUCUGCCUCUAUUCCCAGGAGUGGUAUGCACAGAGCUAUUGCCCUUUGGAGCAGCCCUCCUUCUUGGACUUUCUGAAGCCACGUUCCUGGACGUGUCACCUGCACCAGCAGGGGGUCCCCAUAGCUUCUGUUGUUGGAGUCUGACAGCACGUUCCCCCCCCCCCCCCCCCCCCCCCCCGUCAGCCCCAUGAAUGUCACAAGCGAGCAGCAGAAGAACGGGGUUGGAUCUGAUGCUGUUUUUACUUUGCACAAAGACGGAAGCAAUCUGUCCCCCACCUCUUGCAUUGAAGCUUUAUUAUGUAGAGUUGGGGGGGGGGGGUUAUGGGUGCUAUAACAGCUGUAAAAACAGGAAAUCUCUGAGGGUCAUUUUCAAAGGGAGCCAUUUACUAAAAUACUUAUUUUUUGGUUUCAUGUUUGUGAUGAGAACAUUAGAACAUUUUAGCAGUAUGAGCUGGGAAUGUUCAUUUAAGACAAAUUAAUCUGCCGUUAUUUAAGAACUGUUUUCUUCCUCAUCCAGAGCGUUGUUCUUGUCAACUUUACAUUUUCUUUAUUUUAAAAAGCCAGUGUGGUUUGAUUUUAACAUCAGUGUCUAAACAGGUGAACCCUGGUUGCACAUAGCAUGUAAGAUGAAUUUUGGAUAUUAAUCAUAAUUUCCGUUGCCAGUUUUUUUUUUUUUAAUAAAUGGUGCUGGUACACUCAAAGUUUUGAUUUCAUAUGCCACUGUUGCAAACCUAAAGUUUUUGAAUCACAUUCAUUGUAGAUCUCAAUAAGUACAAUAUAAGUUGCUGUCAAAUUAUGAAUAACAAAAAGAAAUACGUAUGUCAUUAUAAACACCCUCUUUAUUUUAAAAGUACUGGCAUGUGUCAUCACAAAAAAUUACUGGUUAUUGCUGUAAUAAAUCGUUAUGAGCAAUGAAGUAUUCUGUGAGGUAAAAAUUGUGAUAAAAAUAAUUAUAGCCAGACCAGUCAGAGGUGUAGUGUGUCUGGUGAAAAUCCUUUGCACUGAACACCUUUAACGUGACGCUAUAUUUGACUGGUAUGUGUACCAAUUUUACCAGCCGAACCUUCAAAACAUCAAACGUUAUCACUGUCUGGGUCCCAAUCUGUUAGUGAUAACUUCUCCUCACCUUAAAAUUCGUUGUAGCUCUAAACGUAAACAGCUGUGGCAUUUUUCAAUGCCAUUUGGGAGUAUUAAGAAACCUAUGUAUUAUAUUUUUUUCCUUUCACAGAUCACCAGUGAACCUUCCCAGUUUAUCUGCUAUCUGUCAUGUCUAGAUAGAAGCCGUAUGUUUGUGUGUUCUCCUCUGUAAAUGCUGUGACCCAUUAAUAGAACUGAAAAACAGAUGCCUGUUGAUUGGAUGGCUAAGUAUUUAAAUGUUUAUUGGUUAAUACCGUACAGUAACUAGCACACAUUCUAAGCUGUACAGUCCUACAGCUGCAUAAAUGCCAGUUUAAGGAUAGUUUUUUCUCUCUCUCUAAACUCCAUCCACAAGGGGAUUAAUUAUUUUUAAUUACUGGGAGAGAGGGUUUGUCUUGUGUAGUAUUUAAUAUAUUUUGUAUUUAUGAUAUCUGAACACAAGAAUAAACGCUGGAUUGUAAACUUGAAAUUCAUAAAAAAAUCGUAUGAAACCUGGAACUGGGGAUUGUUAUUGCAGCUGGCUGCAGACAUUGUAAAAAAUAAAUGUUGCUAUAAUUAUACAUUUAUUUUAACAGUUUGUGCCAAAACAUACGUUGUCAGCAUUGUUGGGUAACUGGUGUCACUGACAUUAAACAUUCUAUGCCCCA
Brienomyrus brachyistius is the source of this 5071-nucleotide messenger RNA. RefSeq names its product sterol O-acyltransferase 1 (gene soat1). Gene Ontology annotation, molecular function: fatty-acyl-CoA binding; cholesterol binding; cholesterol O-acyltransferase activity. Bases 1632 to 3431 code for a protein of 599 amino acids. Gene Ontology annotation, cellular component: endoplasmic reticulum membrane. The transcript is spliced from 15 exons. NCBI's taxonomy places the organism in Eukaryota, Metazoa, Chordata, Actinopteri, Osteoglossiformes, Mormyridae. The record is from RefSeq and is a predicted model, not a curated record. Gene Ontology annotation, biological process: cholesterol efflux; cholesterol metabolic process.